Messenger RNA from Lymnaea stagnalis (great pond snail), 24926 nucleotides. The record is from the annotation of a GenBank genome assembly. Lineage: Eukaryota; Metazoa; Mollusca; Gastropoda; Lymnaeidae.
GUGAAAUACAUUCAUGAAAUUUUAAGAUGGCCGACAAAAUUAAGUUAGCUGCAUUUUACAAAUAAUACUUACAGGUUAGUGUUAGUCACGAAGGACACAUUUGUUGAGUAUGCCUGUUUUUUGCACUAAGUUAUGUUUCUGAAAACAGAUCGAUACGGAAAGCACUAUAAUUUUUUUUUAAGGCACGUUUUUUUACCACGGACAAGUGAACGUCAAUUCUCGCUCUGACACCGAAGCCGAAAUUUGGCGAAAGAAAAGUGAAGAUUAUGUUUCAGUUAUAUCGUUAUUGCCAUUUCAAUGUUGAAUGUAUACUCUUCUUUAGCUCUACAUUAAACUUUAAAAAUAAGUUUCUCAACUAACUAAUACUGAAUCAUACAGCGCUUUUUUUUCUUUAUUUGAUUUCUAACUUCGAAACAAGGGAGACUACUACUUUUUGUGUAUGGAAAUAGAAAUCGGCGCCGAAAAAUCCGAGUUUUUUAUUUUCCGAUGUGUGUGUCUAUUUAUUAUUAAAUUUAAAUUAGUACUUUCGAUAUUUGAGUUCCGUUUUCGGCCUUAUAAUUAGGUAGACAUCUUGGCCUACAUUUUAAUCAAUUUCUUUUUCAUUUACAGUCAGCUUUGAGAAAAUCCUUGGUAAAUAUAAGGCAACUUUCAUCAUUAAAAUUAAGUCGAAGUAAAAGAUUUGUCACUACCAAAUUUUUUUUGCAUCUGGGGAAUGUAUUGAUCUACAUGUAUGCUAAUUUUCACAGCGAUAAGUGUCUUACGGUAGACGCCAUGUUUCUACGCCAUCGCACCAGGUCAUGCAGUUCGCUCAACCUAAUUUCGCCCUGGUGUGGGUCACGCCCCCUUUUUAAUGGCGGAAGUUGCAGAUACUUAGGAAAUAUUAAUUUAUUACCACUAUUUACAUCAAAAUAUUCGAUAACUUGUGUUUCAGAAUGCAUUUUGAAGACAUUUAAACUGGAAUGUUUAAGCCGGUACAGUCCAUAUUAUAAAUGAUCAGAAUUUACGGUGUGCAACACGUCAUUGGCAACCAUUCACAGCCACUUGCAUAGUGGCUGUAUCUAGAGGCCGACCGAAAGUGAUUUUUUUAUUUCGGCCGAAGCCGAAAAUAGGCCGAAAGAUUAAAAUGACUUUCGGCCGAAACCGAAAAAAUGCCGAAAGUUUAAAAAUGACUUUCGGCCGAAACCGAAAAAAGGCCGAAAGUUAAAUAUGAAUUUCGUCCGAAACCGAAACCGAAAAUGAAAUAUUAAGAUAUUUUGAAAUUCGUUCCCGCAUACAUUCCGCAUACAUCGAAAAUGAUGUGGGAAAGUAUAAAUAUUUACAUUCUUUUUAUAAAAAAUGAGAUAAUCGUGAAUAUUAAUACAUAAACUUCUAUUAUAGGGGUCUCAAACUCGCGGCCCGCAAACUCAUUUGUGACCCGCAAGACGAUAUUUUGCGGCCCGCUACAUGACAGAAAAGUUUAGUGUUAAUGCGCCGGCCCGUUUCCCCCAUUCUCAUAUCUAUAACGCGACUCUCCGCGACGGUUUCAGUCGAAUCUCACCGACUAGUCUAAUUCUGAUUUUUUUUAAAAAUGUUUCUAUAUAUUUUUGUAUACAACAGUGAGUAGGUGGAUGAAAGUGAAUCCUAGUUCUUGAGAACCCUUAGUGAUUUUAUUGUUAUUUAUAAAGGUUGAGCAAUUGUAACAGUUGUAAUCGCUUUUUUGUGGAUUACUUGAUGCGGCCCACUCUCAUUCAGACACUAACUCCUGCGGCCCCCCUGAUGAUUUGAGUUUGAGACCCUUGAUCUAAUGAAUACUUUGGAUUUUACCAUUUUAAUAUAAAAGUAAUUUAAAUUGCUUUACAAUUUUUUUAAUUAGUAUGGUAAGAGAAAAUUUGGCCACAAAAAUGGGGGGGGGGCAAAUUAAUGAAAAAUAUUAUUUUUUUAAACCGGGUCUCUAAAAAUUGUUGUUCUGAUAUGGUUCUAAAAGAUCGCUUAAUUGGUUCUGAAAGGUCGCUUUAUUUGUUUUUAAAGAUGGUUUAGUUUUUUGUUAAAGAUCGUUAGUUGCUUGCUAUUGAUCGGUUAGUUUGUUCUUAAAGAUCGUGAGUUUGUUCUUAAAGAUCGCUUAGUUUUUUGUUAAAGUUCGUCCAGUUUUUGUUAAUGAUCGCUUUAUUUUACUUAAAGAUUGGUUAGUUUGUUCAUAAAGAUCGCCUAGUUUAUUGUUAAAGAUCCUUUAGUUUUUUCUUAAAGAUCGCUUAGUUUGUUGUUAAAGAUCGUCCAGUUUUUGUUAAUGAUCGCUUUAUUUGUUCUUAAAGAUCGUUUAGUUAGUUCAUAAAAAUUGCUUAGUUUGUUGUUAAAGAUCGAUUAGUUUGUUGUUAAAGAUCGCUUAGUUUGUUCAUAAAGAUCCCAUAGUUUGUUGUUAAAGAUAAUUGAUUUUUUCCUUAAGAUCAAUUAGUUUGUUCUUAAAGAUCUUUUAGUUUGUUCCUAAAGAGCAUUUAGUUUUCUGUUAAAGAUCGCUUAGUUAAUUCUUAUAAAUCAUUUAGUUUACUAUUAAAGAUCAUUUGUUUUGUUCUUAAAGAUAAUUUAGUUCGGUCUUAAAAAUCGUUUAUUUUGUUCUUUAAGGUCGUUUAGUUUGUUAUUAAAGAUCGCUUAAAUGUUCUUAAAGAUCGCUUAGUUUGUUUUAAAGAUCGUUUAGUUUGUUCUUAAAUGUCGCUUAGUUUGUUGUUAAAUAUCGCUUUCACUGAGUAUUAGAUGACCAAAAACCUGAGUCACUUUCGGCCGGAUGGCCGAAAGUCUAAGUCAAUUUCGGCCGAAACCGAAGAAAAACCGAAAGUUGACUUUUCUCUUUCGGCCGAAACUGAAAUUAAGCCGAAAGUUGACUUUUCAGUUUUGGCCGAAACCGAAACUUGGCCGAAAGUGAGAAAUGGCCACUUUCGGCGCCGAAGCCGAAAUUCGGUCGGCCUCUAGCUGUACCUCAGAGUUUCAUUCAUAAGAGUUUGCCGUGUGCAAAAACUACUAUACCAUUGGUCAGGGAAAGCUUUAAUUAAUUAUUCAUGUGCCAAAGUUGAAAGUUUAAACUAAGUCGACCCUAAACAGUAUUUUAGUGAUAAGGCGAUGGGUUGCCUUAUAUAAAGUAUAUAGUCAUUGCGCAUGACGCGAUAUAUGAUCUUUAUAGAAUUUAAUAUGAAAGACAUGAUCUUUAAAUUUAUUCAAAAAUUUUUGAGGGAAAGAUGCCAAAUAUAUACCUAUCAAUUUCUAAAACUAAGGUCGAUCAAAAAAGGCAAAACAGUACGUUGGAAUGUAGGUCAUAAUGUCUCCUAAUGUGGACAUGUGGAAGGAUACCCCAAUUGUAUGACAAUAUUAAUAAUUUUAUUAAUGGAAAAUCACCAACGUUAAAAAAUUGAAAACUUGUAUUUUUCUGCACUGAAGCCCAUUUCCCAUACAAAUUUUGAAGUAGUAUCCUUUGCUUUACAGAAGUGUCAACACGUACAAUUUAAAUAUUGUCUGUUUGCCAUACAAAUAAAAGUAUCUACUUCGAUUUAAAAAAAAAAUGAAUAAAAUACACUUUAAUAAUAAUUAUACAUUAUACACAAACGUUUUUGGCACAUGCCUUCAUCAGUACAAACAAAAAAACAUUUAAAUAAGUAUAAAUUAAAUUUACAUAAUAUAAAUAUGCAUAUCCUACCUAAAAAAUAAAAUAGGAGAGGGCGCUAAAACCAGACAAAAACAAAGCAAAAAGGAGUGAAAAGGAAGUGAUUUGAACAUAAUUGUAAAAACCAAACAGGAAAAAAGCCAUGGCAGCUAGGUAAAAUUGUGGAUUUGGUAUAUUCCAUAUGGAGACAAUGUGCCAAAUUUUGUUAUUAAUUUAUACUCCAUAUAGAUUCCCUCUGGCAAUAUUCAGAAUAAAAGAUGGCUUUACCUGCACAAGUCGCAACGUGAUUUACACCAUCAUUUACAAAAAGUGCGGUAAAUUUACAUAGGAGAGACAGGUCGUCGCCUUGGAGACCGGUUCAGAGAACACCUCUAUGACAUAAAUAAACAAGCUCUCUGUCCGGUCUUCAAACAUUUCAAUAGCCCUAACCAUGAUGGUAUCUUAGACAUCGCCGUUACUGGUAUACUCUAUACUAGUAACACUACAGAUAGAAUCUAUAUGGAGAAUAAAUUAAUAACAAAACAUUCACUUGUGUAUAAUGUAUAAUUAUUAUUAAAGCGUAACUUAUAUUGUUAUAUUGACACAAUUUGUUUGUGUCUUAUUAAUCGAUUAUAUUUUUGCAAGCUUAUCAGAAGGCUUAAACUUAAAUGUAAAUUAGUAACAUAAUAUCACAUAGUGCUGAUAUAAAAAAUGAUUUAACCAUGUGAUGUAGUAUAGAUGUCUAGCUUUGCUUGUUAAAUUACUACAAAUUGGAACACAAUUUUCUUAUGAUUUGGUUAAUUUGUUCUGAUACUUAUAUUGGAUACUUGAGCAAAUAUUUUGCUAACAGAAUUGUAUUAAAAAAAUAAUCCCUAAAAUUAAUUGGUGUAUCAAAAAAUGUUAUCAUUAUUUUUAUAAAGGAACAUUGUUUAGAUUUAAUGAAAUUUUUGUUUUAAAUUAGAGCGUCAUAACUAUCAUAUCUGAUUUCAUUUUAUUACAGGGUGUUUAAGGACAUGAAAAGUGAAUAAUAUUAGUAAUGAAUAGACAACCAUUAAGAUUAAAUUCGUCAAUUAUCUAAAACAAUAAAAUGAAUCAGUAUCCAGCUGGCCUUGUGCCUAUGAUGAUGCCCCAGCAAUACAUGGUUAUGCCUGGUGCUAUGCAGCUUCCACCUGGAAUUUCUGGACAUCACCCACAUGGGGCACUGCAACCAGCUGUGCUGCAUCAUCAACAAAUGGCAGCUCAAGCUGCUGCUGCAUCACACGCUGCUGGAGCGCCUGUUAUGACAUCUCCAGUUGUCACAUCUGCUGCAGCAUUUGGGGCAUUAGGGAUGGGUCACCAGGGAAUGGUCAGUAUUUCUGGACUUCCUCCACAUAUGACUGGAGUUGGAGGUCCAGUUGUUUCUGCUAUGGGAGGGGGAAUGUCUGCUCUACAUCAAGCCAUGCCAGGUGGUUUAGCUUCACCCUAUGGAGCCCUUACACAGCUGACUGCCACCUCACCUUUGCCAUCUGGAUUGUUCACUCAACAUCAACAGCAUCAUCACCAAAUGCAACAAGCUCAGUCUCAACAUCAGUCACAACAGCUUCACCAAUUUCAACUCCAACAAGCUUCACCAUCACCUCAACAACUGGUAACUGGGACUGUCAGUGAAUUCAGAAAGAAAGAGGAAGAGAAAGGGUACAUUCUCAUUUUUCAAAUAUUCACUACUAUUUUUUAUUGCCAAAAUAUUAUUAUUUUGGUUAUUUUAAGAAACUUUGUUAUUCUUAUUACUAUUUAUGAAAGUAAAAUAAUUUAUUUAAUGAUUGCAAGUAGGUGUUAAAUUGAUUUUUGUGAUACUUAGUUGAUUUCUUUUGCAGCAGACAGGGUCAGACAGGUAAUCGUUGGCAAGCAGAUCCUGAAUUAGAUCUUGAUGAAUUGAAUUUGGAUGAAUCGCUGGUUGUGUUGGAUCACUUUAAUUCAGACCUUAAUCUAGUUAUAGACCAAGAUGGGUAAGUUGUGAUAAUUGCUAGUUAAAAUACACAUUAUUUAAAACAGCCAUUAGACUAUGUAUUCAGAAUCUCUUCAUUUUAAAUAUUAUUUUAUUUUUAGAUAUGGUGGAACUGUGCUAAACAAUCCCUCUGGAUUUUGUUUCACAUGGGCUGGUGCUAGGGCUACUUAUGGAGUCUGUCGAGGGAAGGUAAGGAACUUGUAAUAAUUACUUUUAUAUUAUAGUUGUACACAUGCUUUAAAAAAAAUAUUCAAAAUUCUUUCUUAACUUGUUCUUUAUUUUUUUAAUUUCUUACUUGCAAGGAAAUUCUUUGUCAACUGGGAUCUUCUCUGUGUGUACCGUUAAAUUAGCUUCAUUAAACAAUUAAUACUGCUGACAGAUAUUUAUAUAAUGUAUAUCUAUAAACUAAUAAUCCCAUACCUUUAUUUUCAUAUCAAUUAAGAUAGAAAUGAAAUUUAAAUCAAAACAUCAAACAAAUAACCCAUAAUGUGAAGCAUACAAUCAUAAUGUGAAGUAUACUUCAAUCGCAGUCUUGGAGAGUGGUUAUCAACAUGUCCUAAUACUUAUGCAUCCGACUCUAAAGAAAUUUAUAAAAUAAUGCAACCCACUUCCACAACCCAUAAUUCUGUUUCUUUGGACAUUUUGGUUUUAUAUUACUUGUUAUUACAAUUAAUAACUUUUAGUAGACAGAACAAAGUAAACAAAAUAAUUUUGACAUGCUGAUAAAUCAAUACCCAGAAGUUAAGUGUUAAAUUUUGGCUCAUUAUAAAAAAUUUUUUAUUGUCAACAGAGCUUAUAGUCAUAGCCUUGAUUUUUGUAGCAAAGGGGAAAAAAGAAAAAAAAAUGACAAGAGACUUGAAAUAACAUUUUACAUAUUAUUUUUUCAUCAUUCAUUGAUGGUCACUAACCACUGCAAAAAGAUGUAUCUCUUUACCACUAUCAUUCAUCAAAUAAAUGAUUUAAACACACUUCCAUUACUCAAAUUUUUUGCAGACAAUAUUAAGUUUUGCGUUUACUUAUAAAUGCAACAAAGUAAGGAUGAAAAAUACAAAAUAAUGUCUCUAAGUGGAAUCAUCAGCAGUCAGUUCACACAAGGUUGUUUCAAAUGCUGUUUUUUUUAGUUCAUUAAAAGUUCAGAAAUCAGGUUAAGGAGUAUAUCUUUAAAAACAAAUUAUUCUAAGUAAACGGCUGGACUUAAAUAAACAGUAAGUGUAUAGCAUUCUGGUAUAUAUAAAUUGUUAUAUAAACAGGUUUUUUAUGAAGUCCACAUUACUGAGCAUCUACCAACAGACUUUGGCGAUGACCAUGAUGAAACUGACCCUCACAUAAUUCGUGUAGGGUGGUCCAUUGAUAGCUCAUCUUUCCAGCUGGGUAAGAUUAUUUGAUAAAUUUUAAAAAAUUAACCCAGUAAGUUAUAUUUUCAGAAAUGUAUUACAAAAUUUCACAUUUUCAUUCUGAAUAUUUUGUUACUUUGUAAUAACUUGAACAGACAACCAUCUUAUGAUUCUUAUCAAUAGAAAUAUGCCUUUUCAGGUGAAGAACCUUGGUCUUUUGGUUACGGUGGAACUGGCAAGUUUUCAACCAACAAUAGGUUCACUGAUUAUGCUGUUCGUUUUGGGGAGGGUGAUGUCAUUGGUGCCAUGCUAGACUUGGACUCAAGGCCAGCAAGCAUCUCAUUCAUGAAAAAUGGCACUUGGUAUGGCAUUGCUGCUCCAUUACAUGGGUUUCCAGUUGGCAGCAAGGAAAUGGCACUGUUUCCACAUAUUCUUUCUAAAAACUGCAGGUAAGUUUCACAAAAUGAAUCAACAUGUUGUAGCUGCAAUCUUUUUUAAUGCUACUUUAAAAUGACUGUGAAUUCAUUGCCCUUUUUGACUUAAUCAUGUUUUUUUUAAUGUGGCUAUCAAGGCAGACCUCUUCUUCUCAUACAGUUGUUAUGAAAAAGUGUUGGACGCACAUUUUUAUCUUUUGAUUAUUAAAAGCUAAACCUUAAAAUAUCCCUUGAAUGUACAGCAGAAAGUAGAUAAAACAUUAUUAAGAUUUUGUUAAAUAUCCGUGAAUCAAACUAUAUAAAUAAUGAAAUGAUUUUUCUCUUAUUUUAAUUUUGUUAAAUCCCCAAACCAAACAUGAAACUUUUUUAUGGUUAUUAUGACUGAAAAAGCUUCACUGCAAUGUUAAAAAACCUUUACAAUCUAUCAAGCAUUUAUCCAUUAAAAGAUUUUGCUAUACUAAUUUAAUACCUUUUCAUAAUAAUUUUAACUUUUUAUGGGUGGUAAUAAAAAUUUUAUCGUUAAAGAAUUGGCAUUAUUAUCAAUAAGUUAAUCAAUGGUGGUAAGAUCCAAUUGUUUAAAUGCCUGGUAUAGGUAAUAUUGUCUUUAUUGUUGUAGUUUGGGUUUAAAAUAUUACAUCUACAGAACAGAUUUCUUUGAUGUGUUGUGUUAUUCAUUGAAAUGUAAUGGAGUUGGAAAAUCUUUUUUAAACUAUUACUCUUGAAAAAUACAAAUGUAAGAAAUACAACACAGUAUUGAAAUGUCUUGUUCACUUAUUGAAUUAGCAAAAUUCACUUUUUUAAAUUAAAAAAGGAAAAUAAAUAGUAAGUUUUCCAAUGCAAAUAUAUAUUAUAUAAUAUAAUUUUAAAUAUUGAGAAUCGGGAAUCAAAUUUAAAUUUAAAAAAAAAUUACUUUGGAUCCUUAUAUUUCUGCAAAAGUCUCCUGGGAAUUAUCUUUUACCAUCUUUUGCUCACAUGCGUAAUUUCAGUUUCUCUAUCUUUUAUGGAUCUUGCUGAUCUCUUGGGCCUUUAAUCACAUUCACAAUUUUAUGGUUGGAAUAACUAAUACAUUGUUAUAUUUAUCCAUUACGUUUUACAUUUACCAUAUAUUUUACAUAUGGUUAAAAAUUCUCCAUGAAAUAUUUUUCAUCAGUCAGAAAUCUUUAAAUUUUCAGAAUUUUUCUUUUAUAUAAUUUGAAUUGUACCUUGUUGUUGGCAUAUGUAUAAUGAUAUUACUAAAACUGAUAUAAUUAUUUAACUGUAUUUUGGAAGAAAUAAAUUUUGUUGCAGCAUUGACAUAGAAAUAACUCCUUCCUUUCCAAGCCCAAGACAUUUUACUAACAAUCUUUUGGUAUGUUUAUAUAUGUUGACUUGAACCAAUUAAAAUCAUUUCACUGUAAGCAAAAAUUUAUUACAAGAAAUAUCUUUACACAGUUAUUUGCUUUGAUGUUUAUAUUGAUCCCAAUGGAAAAAAGCAACUGCUCUCACAAUUUUAAAGAGAUAAUUUAGUUAUCUUAUUCAUUUCUAGGAUUUUUAAUUCCAACAUGUAUGACACUUCCAAACACAAUACCAAGUCACACUGAGUAUAUCUUAACUUUUUUCUCAAAUAGAUAGUUGUUUUAUUUGAAAGAUAAAAAAAAUUUAGACCUAAGUGACUUUAUGUUUAUGUUAACUGUUUAUUAUGUCCAAAAGCAUAUAAUUUAUAAUAAUAAUAAUAAGUGGUCUUAUAUAUAUAUACUUCAUUCUUUAAGUUGUGACAAGUAAAUAAUAUAUUUCUUCAUAGUGUUACAUGAGUAUUGAUAGCUGAAAUAGCUUUAAAGAUUAGCUUGUUGUUUCCCAUUUUUCAUCACCAUGAAAUACUUACAAUUUAGUAAUUUUUUAAAAAUCUUGGGUUAAUUCAUUACAAGUUCAGACCAAACCAGAACCAGCACAAUUUAAUGGCCUGAAGUGUUAUUCUGUAUGAUGAGUUGUUUUUGUUUUAAAAUGUUUAUGCAGUAACUUUCACAUUUUUUAAAAGCCAAGAACAGCCAUGCAAUUGCAAUCUUAACUGCAAAAUGGUAAAAUAAUUUAAAUAAAUGGUAAAAAUAAAUUUUGGCAGGAGGUAUUAUCCUUUUCAAUAGUUAUCAACAGCCUACUUGAAGACUUUGCCUGCUCUCUUUUAUUGAAUACUUAUUUAGAAAUAUUUUCAAAUCAUUUCUUGGUGCUUCAGUGAAACAUACUUUAUUAUAGUUUACAAAUGUAUAUGCAUUAAAAAGCUGAACAUAUUAUUUGUCUAUGAUCUACCUUCCAUAUAAAAUACAUCCAAAAUUGAUUGUAUUCCUGUCAUUGUGUUGUUUGAUUAACAAUUUAGCCAUUCUGUAUUAUGUAUAAUGAUUUCUUCUCUAUGACUUUAAUGUGACCAUCUUGUCAUGUACUUCAGACACUUUAAAACAUUCAAUAAAUUGAUACACACGCUAUAAUAUUACAAAAGCUACAGCUAAAAGUUUUCCUAAAUAAAAUAUAAAGGCAGUAAGCAUGAUUUGAAUAUUUUUUCAUGCAUGUUUCCCUUGGGUGUUCAUCAUGGUCAAGGAAAUCACUCACCUUUAUUUUACACAUAGUACAUUUAUAAUAGACUUAGAGAACUCCAUCUGCGCAUAUUUUCACUCACAUUAACCAUUUCAUAAUUUUUUUCUUGGCCAGAUAUACAUGUUAUUAAUUCUGUUUCCCCUUUUUGUAUUAGUAUUAUGCGCUUCAUAUUUGCAUAAUUUUAAUAUUUAACUCUGUAAACUUUGUUGUUUUAUAAUUUAUUUUCAGGCUUUAAUGUGAUACUGCUACUUCCCGAAAGACAAUAAAGGCAGAAAUCUUAAUCUUAUAUGUAUGGAAAAAUAUAAUUUAAAAAAAAAUGUAAUUAACAAUACUAAUAGUUAACAGAAAAUCUGCUCUACCUUAUACUUUGCUUGCCUGCCUCAACACUUGAUUUAGAUCCCUUUUGUAAAUUACCUGCAGAUCUACAGCUUUAUUGAUUUCUUAGAAACUCCAGACCAUUUAGGAGACAGAAAUGAUAAUUUUAGAGCCUAAUCCUUUUAGCUAUAAAGCUUGAAUAAAAAAAAAUAAUGUGAUUACCCUUUCAAUUUCAAUCUUUUUAUAGUCAUCAGCAGAUGGUGACAUAAGCAUUUCUGCCUAACUCUUCUACUUCAAUACAGGAAGUUUAAAAAAACAACAACUAAUAAAGGCAAUUUCCUUUACUUAAGAAGGCUGUUUGACUCUUAUUAAGUUAUGUGAAUCAGGUCAUAGUAUAGUCAAAUACUUUCUUUCUCAACCACUCACAGUUUUAUAAGUUACUUUUAAAACUUCAAAAAACUAAUUUAGUUCCUAUAAGCCUUACAGUUUCUUGUAAUUACAUUUUUCCACUAUCUUUGGUACUAUCUUUUUAGUCAUGUUUGGCAGCAUCUCAUCACUAUAUCAGCAUCGUCUAGUCCCCCCCUCGGGCAAUUCUAGCAGUAUCACAAAAAAUUGCAUAAUGUGGCCUGUGCUUCUUUCAUCUAAUCAUCUUUAGAUUCAAGGUGAACUACGGGCAGAUGGAAGCCUGGUUUCCGCCCCCUAUGGGCUUCAGAUACAUUGGACAUCUACAGUUGCUGGAGAGAGUUCGGGGCAUGACCCCGCCUGCCAGAAAAUCAGAUUGUGAGGUAAAGUUUAAAGCACCAAAUAUAAUGAGACGCAGAUAAAGUCAUUGAUAUAUCGGUGCUCUUUAAAUAAAGUGAGUUUGUAAUGGCUUAGAACUCAAGCAUCUUGUUUUAGUCCUGCUUUUGAAAAAGAAGUUAAGAAUCUAUGGACUAAUAUACUACAAAAUGGAAAAAUUGUUAAUACUAAUGCUAUACUGAAACUAACUUAAAAGGGAAGACAAAAAUCUUUUUGUAUGUAGUAUUAGCAGCACUUUCUGGGAAAUCUAAACAAAAACAGAAAAUUUGUUCAUUGGAUGAUAACUACAUAAUAUUAAUAUACAUAUACAAAAUCUUAUGCAAGGUUUGCACCACCAAUUCUGCAAUAUGGAAUACUGUUUUUCUACUACUUAUCUUUUUUAGUUGAAUUAUGUUCAUUACUUUUAAAAUAAAAACAUCUAAAUAUAAAUGUUGAACAUCAGGACAGAUUAAAGAAAACUUGAUGACAGCUUAUACUUUCUGUUCUAAGAAAUUAUAACCUUAAAUUUCUUUAUAAUUAUUCUUUAUCUCUCUCUGAGUACUUGAUAAAAUUAAAGUUGUAACACUUAUCAUGGUUGAUGCCUGCUUUUAUUUGCUUCAAUCUCACUUGCUUAAAGGAUGCUAGUAACCAGUAACAAAAAAACAACAGCCAUAUUUAUUGGUAAAAUUUUGACCCAAUUAGGCUGUCCCCAAUAUUGGUCUUCCCUUUUCUUUAAUUUUUUUUUUUUUAACACUUUCUUCUGUCUGAUUUCUGUUCUAGAUUUCAUAUUUUGAUGUCUCAGCUCAUUUUUCCAACUCGUUAUCAUUUGUUAGUUGUUGUAUUGUUUUUUUAUGUUGACAUUAUAUACAGGAAACUCUGGGAUAUAUGCGAGUUCUAAACUACUAAACCAUUAGUGUGUCUGUCAUCUUAUGGAAAACUAUAUUAUCCGUUCAAUGUUUAAGGAUCUGGUUCUCCUUUCUUGCUUUCCAGGCUCAUUUUAGAGCCACUACUUCAUAUCUAAGUUUGUUUUAUUGUCUUCUAGUAUUGUAUUUAAUGUUUUUCUAAAUGUAACAGACAUGGAAAGGCUCUCAUCAGUUCUUGCAUGCUUGCUUUUGUUACAAAGCCAUGAAAAAGUUGAUUGUGUUACUAAUAAUUUAGACACUGAAUAGAAUGAAAACUGCUAUUUGCUACUGAUUUUUCUUCAACUUUCCCAUUCUAAAUAUUAAGUUUACCACUCAAAACUGUAGUACCGAAGAUUUCCUAUUUUUAUAAUGCAAAUACUGUAAAGCUGUUCAUUAGUAUAUUACUGCAUGAAAGUUAUUGGAUCAAGAUUUGCUCUUUUUUCUCAUCUUUACUAAUACAUUAGUUUAGACCCUUCAGCUCACCUUUGCUUUAGCACCUGCUACCAAUUUGAGGCUACUGCAUGAAGUUAUCAAGAUUCUGGACCCCUUUUGUUAGCAUUUCCCUUUUUUAGAUUUAGUUAGGCAAGUGAACAAGAGCGAUGCCGUUUUAUUGUUUUAAUCUCAAUCAGGUAUAUCAAAUAAUUUUGCUUGAGUUUCGUUUUCCAUUAAGUGACAAGCACUUUUUUUUUUACGUAUCUUCUUCACACACGGUAAAAUUUAAUAGCAGCAUUUCCCACUCAAAAAUGUUGAACUAACUCAUAUAACAUUACUACUUAAACUGUAUUAGAUCCAUCCUCUAUAUUGUGUGUAUAAAUGUUUGGGAUGUGGUUAGGUUUAUUUGUUAUGGUAUGCCUUACAGGCUUUCUUAAACUGUCCCAUUCACACAUACUUUUAUAUUAAUGGACUGGGCUUGUGAAUUUGUCCCCUUUUUGUGUUGUUGCGAUUUUCUAUGGUCAGUCAGAAAAUUUCAGUGUCUGUUAAACUUGUAGCCCUGUUCUUCCCUCUCUAUUCUAAUUAUUACCAAAAGUAAGUACACAUUUACAAAAAAAUAUGUCUAGUUUGUUUGAAUUUUUGUGGAUGUUGUUUUUACUCAUGAACGCCAAAGUUAUUUGUGAAGUAUCAAUUUUAGUUGUGGGGAUGCUCCAUAUUUUGAGUCAACUCAUCAAUAAUUGAUGAAAACACCAUCUCCAUAUUAUUUAUCUUAAGUCUGCCAUCUUCAGUUAAGCAGCUUUUUUUUUAAAAAUCUAAUACGGGUCUCUGUAAAUUAGCGCAUACAAACCUAAUAUAAAUAAGUUCUAUAAUUUUAAACCAAAACUUAUAUUCUUGCCUAAAAGCAUAUGAAAAAAAUUUCUUUAUUUUCUAGACCAGUAAAAAUAAACAUGUUCCAUAAACCAGUAUUUUGUGUAGUAGUUUAAAAAUUUAAUGUAAAAUAUUUAAAUUGUUACAUAAAGUAACCAGAAGCAGUACAUUUAUUUUUAAAAAAGUAGUGAAAAUUACAUAUUAUGUCAGAUAUAUGUGUUUAAAACUACUGCUCUAGAUUGAGAGUGCCAUUCUAUACAGAUUUUAAAAAAAAAUUUGAGUCCAUUGAAGAAAAUUUUAUUUUGAACUCAAUGACAUUUUGAAAUUAAACAAAAUUAUUUGUUGUUUUUCAAAUCUGACAAUACUCUCCUUUUUUGUGGAGGCAUACCUAUAACAUUAAAAAUAGAAGAUAAUUGCUCUGAUUGUUCCACCCCAAUUUCUGUCAUCAGAUCACUUGCAAAAUAUCUCAUUUAUGACAUUUUUAUGUUUCUGAAUACUGUUAACUAGAAAUGGAAAUGGAAAUAUUCUUAGGCAUUCUUUUACUGUUAGAUACAAAUUCAUAAAGAUCUGUAGCUACCAAAGGUAGAGAUCAAAAAUAGAAUUAUCAGUCUUUUACUAUUGUUACACAAUACAUUUAUAUAUUAAGCUUAAGAAGUGCUAGACAAAACACUACCUAUUACUAUUUCACUAUUGGGGUACAUAGUACAAGAACUCUUUUUGUUAAGUUGUACACUUUAAAAAUUGUCAUACCCAAACUUCUUCUCUCCCUGAAGCGUGUAUGAAUUUAUUCCUUCAAAAAGUAUUUCUCUCACUCACAAAGUACAGCAGCCAGUUAUUUUCAUCAAUUAAUUGUUUUUAAAACUCUUUAUUUAUUUUAGUUGAUAGCAUUAACACAUCAUUAUCAAAUAUGAAAAGAGGAGAGCUGUAUUUAAAGCAUUCUUGAAUUGCUUCUGCUUCUUUCCUAAUUUCUCAUGUAUAAUGUUGAUAUGAAGGUUAAGUAAAUCUUUUCACAUUGUUUUCUAAAUGAAAUAAGCUUUUACUUUUCAACAUUAAUACUUUUACUUCUUAUUUGUGAAUUUUAAAAUAUUUUUAAAGUAUUUAAAAUUCUUUAAAUACAUUCACUUACUUUAGUUUUAAUAUCACAGUCUAUGAAUCCCAACAGAGCAGUAAAGUUCUUAGAAAAUUCAAGGAUACUGAAAAUGGUUUAAAAUUAAGUUAAUAAAAUUCUACUUAAAAAAAAAAAAAAACGUUUAAAAACCAGAAAUGUCUUGCAUUAUUCAGAUAAAGCUAAUAAAAUAAUUAUACGCAAACAGUAGAAACUUUGCAUAUUUGUAAAAGGUUUGUUUGGUGUAUGACUUGUUCAUAAGCUGUAAUCCUGUUCAUUCAUGAAACAUUACAUUAAAAAUACUAAUAAAAUUAUUGAGUCAAUCACUGGACAAGCUUUCCAUGCUAACAUGGAAUUUGACACUACCUUGCCCUUUUAAAAAUAAAGUUUCAUCUUUGCAAAAUUAGCGCAUGUUUUCUGCUUAGGAUCUAAGUUUGUUUAUUUCCUAUCUUUGAGCAUGCAUUUUACGGUUAUAUAAAUUGAAAACUGAGCAUGUAAAUGUCCUUCCAGGGUUGUGGCACAGUUGAUGUAAAGUUUCAUUACAACAAUUGGAUCAAUUCUCUUCAGUUCAGCUUAAAUCUAUUACAAUGUAGUACUUUUUAGACAAUACAACCAAUUUAUGCUGAAUUUCAUCCUAAUAAUUAACUGCAUACUCUUUGCAUUUUUGAAAGUUAGACACCAAGCAUAUAUAUUAUAUGUGCUACAUAUUUCUAUUUUUACACACACUCAACUGCCCAACAUUUCAUCAUGCGCUGAUUAUUAAAACAAAUUACAAGUUCUUCAUCAUGUUACUUUGCUUAUGAUAUGUUACAAAUAGUAAAUUAAAAAUUUUAGAGGUAUCUGCCAGCUACCACAAAAACAGUUCUUUUUCAUCGAAAUUAUGUAAGCAAGGUUCUAACUCAGCAUUUUUGCUAACUCAUGCAAUGCUCGAGUCCCCUCAACAGCCAUGCAAAAUCUCCUGAUUUGACCCCUCUUCCCUAGCUUGCGAAUAUAACAAGUUUUUAUAUAAAUCAAUAAUAGUGAGUAUAGGCUCUUUAUAGCUAUUAAUUUUUAAAAUAGAUUCUGUCUUGGGCUGAAUGGCUAACUUUAAAUCAGCCUCAUUUUUAUCUUGUAGCUGUCUACAAAACAAAAGUUAUUUCUUUUAAACAUUGCAAAGCACAAUCUUUCAAAAACUAGAAUAUAUUGUUUUUUUAUUUGAUUAGGCAAUUAGUGGGGGUCUUUGCUAUGGAAAAACUUGAACAUUAACCUAAAAUUAAAGUGGUGGUUAUAAAAAUAAUGGCACCAUUUUUUUAGUACUUGUAUGGAAUACAAUCCCUCUAUAAUCUAAAUUAUGAUACUAUCUAUCUAUUUCUGCAAGGUUUUGGUAGUUUACAUUAUCUUUAAUUUAGAUACAGUAAAAACAAUGAAUAAAAUUAAUCAUAGCCUUGGUAAAUUAUUUGUAUAAAGUCUUUUCAAAGCCGUGUAUUUAGGAUUUUACUACAAAUAUGAUGAAGAAUGUGUCGGUUGCAUAAAGCAUAAUUUAUAUUAAAUUACUAUUUUCUACGCUCUAAACAUACCCUUCUCAGGAAUUUAUUUUGGGAAAGACUUUUUGAUACACUGAUUUAUUUAUAUAUUUCAAACAUCAAAUAGCAUUGCUUUAAUAAAAUAUUUUAAGGAUUCCCCAACCAUCUUAUGGCAACACCAACAAUCAUUAACAACGCACUCGACCUGAUUUCUUCAAUGACAAGUUUUGGGUUACUGCAUGUGUGUAUUUGUGUACAGAAUCCACAAUCCACCUUAAUUCUUCUGAAACAGAUAACCAACUACUUUUAGUGUUCAGAUUUGAUUACACAAAUUUAUUUGGUUCCUGCGUUGCAUUAUUUAAUUCAGAAUUAUGUUAUGUUCUCUUUAUGUAGCCUUAUAUUUUACUUAAUUUAUGAUUCAACACUCCACCCCCCCCCCCCCCCCCUUUUCUGAACAUCAUUUUUGUGUAUGCUAUCACUAUUUCAAAACCUGCUCUCCUUAUAUUUUUUCCUGCCACAAUCUUCUUUCCUCCAGUAAACAAGUAGCUAACUGUUUUGAGAGAAAUGAAAAACCUUAUUGUUUUGUGAUUUGAAACAAAAACAUAAAUCCUAGCAUUUAUUGUUUGCUUGCAGUUUCCCCUUUGCUUCCUAUUAUAAUUUAUUCCACUGAGCUGGUUCUUGGUGGGAUUCAUUAUUCUUUUGUAACAUAUCUUCCCUCAUAACAUAAUAAUCCCAGUCAAAGACAUGUAAAUCUCACAUUUUUUGGUGUCCUCCAUUUGUUUCAAAUUUGCUUCUUUCUUAUCAUCUGUUUGUUCUAUUCUUUUCUUUAUACAAAGGGGCCACCAGUUGUAGGUACCUCCAUCGUUUUAUUAUCAUUUGGUUUAUUUGCUUGUGAUGGUUGGAUUGUUAAUGAUUUUAUUAUUGUCACUUGUCAAGCUUAUUUUUCUGAUUGUUUGGUCUUCUAUAGAUGAUAAUGAUAGUCGGACUCCCAGGAGCAGGCAAAACCACAUGGGCGAUCAAUAUGCAGAAAAACCACCCAGAAAAACGUUACAACAUCAUUGGUACAGACACACUGAUUGACAAGAUGAGAGUUAUGGGACUUCCCAGGAAGAGAAACUAUGCCGGCCGAUGGGAAGUACUUAUUGAUAAAGCUACCAAAUGUCUCAAUAAACUUUUCACAAUGGGUGAGUGUUGUGACAUGAAGUUAUAUUGAAUUUGUUUCUAUUAUAUAGUAGGUUAAAAUUGAUUAUGGUAGUGUGAAGAAAGUUGAACUAUUAUUUAUUAAACUUCUAAUAGUGAAAAUAGUGUGCUAGCACCAAUUUUUUUAAAAAUUUAUAAAUUUGUUUGGCUUACAGAAGACAUUGAAACUAAUGAUAACGCUUUGAUUCAGAUUUUAUAGUUAAAAAUUCUCGUAUUUCCCCAGAAUAUUGAGCUGCUCUGAUUGACUUUUUAAAAUUAACAAUUUUUCCUUGCAUUAGUAGUUGAAAUUUCAAUGAAAAUUUUUGACACUUUAUCAAACUUUUCGUGCAAUGUACGAUUUUGAGAUGUCUUUUACUAUUGUACGUCAAGACCUGUCAGGACUACAAUUUUAAGAAACAGGGUUGAAAAUAUAUACAUUCUGGUAGUUUUUAUAAUAAAAAAAUAUAUAAAUUGAGAAGAACAUUUUCGGUAUUUAGUUUUAAUUUGUAUUCUACAGCCAGCAGUGAAUGAAUCGAGAAAUAGGAUUGGUUGGGGUCCAUCUAUAAUUAUUUUACGUUUGCUCUGAUAGGGGAAUCAAGUGGUGAUGAUUUAGAAGAUUAUGUGCACGGGGAGGGGGGGGAUGUCCUAAAUAUUAAGUAUAAAAUUAACAUCGCCACAUUUUCAUAACAAAAGUGGUGAUGGUCAAAUUGUUGCUUUGUGUUUUCUUAAUGAAUAAACUCGCUAGACAUUGCAACAGUAAUAUUAGUGAAGUCACCCUAGUGACGAUUUUAAUCAAUCUGGGGCCAUCCUUAUAGAACCUUCGCACUGAGUGUGGGGAAGAUAGGGGUUGUUGAUUUUUAAGAUUUUGCCUCGGCAUAAAAUACAUACAUAAUUAAAAUAUUCUACAAUAUUCAUCCUGAAAAUCCAAAACUAGCACAUUUAUUUAUAUCUCAAAUGCUCUAAAGAAAUCACACGUUUUGUAGGAAUUAUUGUCAUAAUAUUGCCAUGUUUCACAAAUGAACAUCCUAGAUAUACUCAAAUGGUAUUAAUAAGCAGAGACAAUACAGUAAUAUUUAGCCCUCCAUAUUUUCAUAGGCUUAUGUGAGGUAUAUUUUGUUGGGCUUUGCAAGUGGUUCUAAAAUGUUAGUUUCUGGUACCUAUACCAAAUUCAGGUUUGACCAGGCCCCCUGUGUUUAAUUCUCAUAAGUACCGUACACUUCAAAAUGGCUAAUACAUAAAUGAAAUAAAAGGGUUGCAUAAAAAUAAAUAUAACACGUAUGUAGGUCACUAUCCAUAUGUAGGUCACUAGGCGCCAUCCAUUAACAGCAAACAUUAGUUCCUCAAGUUUUGAACUGUUGAUAUGUUCCAUAUUUCACAGAAAGAAGCAAAAAAAUAAUCUGUAUAAAUAAUCUGUGGUCCCUUCAUUUUAAAAUGUAAAUUAACAAUUCUGCAUGUAUUUAUGAAAAUAUUUUUUAAUCAGUCUGUAAAACAGGUCACCCUACAUUCUUAUCAUGUUAGUUAACAGUAAAAUCAGAUAUUGAAUAUCAUUAUCUGUGAAUUCUUUCAGCUGCCAAGCGUAGGCGAAAUUACAUCUUGGAUCAAACAAAUGUGUAUGGCUCAGCUAGACGUCGCAAGAUGAAAAACUUCACUGGCUUCUAUAGAAUAGGUGCAGUUAUUCAGCCAGCUGAUCUUGAACUGGAGCGAAGGUCUAAGAAAAGAACACAGGAGGAUGGUAUGGAUUAGUACAAGGAGCAAAAAUUACUUUUUGUCUUGUUGGGUUAUAAAUUAAGCUGUUGGCUUGAUCUGAACUUUAUGAACAAUUAUUUAUAAAAAUAUAGCUAUCAUUGUAGGUGGUCUCUAGAUGUAUUUAGAGAUUUGACAAAGGAGAAAUCAUUAAAGGCUUUCCUAUUAAUAUAUAUAAAAAUUAGAUAUAUGUUUAUAGAUUUAAAUUGGGACCAACUUACUCCAUAUUCUGCCUGCAGUUUCUCUAACCAAUUUAAUUUAUUGUAAUUUAAGAAAAGUGUUGCUGUCUCUUUCCCCCCCCUUUUUUUUUUUUCUUUCUCCCCACCUUAUGGUAUUUUCUCAUAAAAAUGCUUUUUAAAAAAUAUACGAUUGCAUUUUAAAGUAAUUUUUUAUGCUUCUAUGGUUUCCCAUGUUAAAUGUUUCAUUUUUUCCCCAGGGAAAGUUGUGCCAGAAUCAGCAGUCCUUGAGAUGAAAGCAAACUUCUCUCUUCCAGAAGACAGAGACAACUUGUUUGAUAGAAUUGAUUUUAUUGAGCUCCCUAAGGAUGUGGUCCAGCAGCUUGUCAGACAGUGAGUUAGCUUACAGAUUUAAACCUUGUCGCAUGAAUUAUUUUACUCUGCUUUUGUAAGUGUCCACUUCUCAGACAAGCUCCCAAUUUAUGUGUCCGAAAAACUAAACCCUGAUUGGAAAGAUGUUAAAGACACUGACUCAAAUAUUUUCACUCAAACUAUCAAUUUUCAUCACAAGAAGAAAACAUUGACUCCACCUAUGAAAAGAUCCUUUCCGCUUGUGGUAGCUUUAUGUAUGUCCUAAAAUUCCCAGGAGAACAAAUUGCAAAAAUUUCCCUUGCUUUUAACAACUUUUCAAGUCUAAGUAAUUUGAAAAAAUUGCAAUUGCUAUGAAAUUUAAAAAAAUAUUAACAAUUAUACACCUUUAUUGCUCAAAUUUGUUUAUCUAUGUUGCAUUUAGUUAUUGUAUUUACCUUUAUAAUUUCAUGCUUGUUUUUAAUAUUAUCAACAAAAUCAUCGUGUUGCGACAGUCAGGAAUUUUUUUGUUUUUAGUUGGGAAAAAGUAGGGAAUUUGUUUUUAAAAAAGAGUGAGAACCCAGGGAGUGAAAAGUUCCGCCCAGGGCAGACCAGUAAAAAGACGACUUCAAUCUGUCAUUUGAAUUCAUUCCACACAAUGGGUAACAUACAAAAUGACAAUUAUUGAUAUGAAGCAAGCAUCACUUUAUUUCAUUGAAUUAUGUCAGGACAGAUCCUGAAACUACCUGCACUAACUGCAUUUUAUUUCCCUUUGGCUGGGAUUUCAUAUGCAAAAUUUCUGAGUGACCAGGUUUGAAUGUAGUAAUGAGACAAGUUUUUUUCUCUAUAAAACAAUUGAACAAAAUUCAAAAUAGAAUUUAAAAGUAGGGUUGAAAUAAAAAGAGCUAAAGAAAGAGUGAACAAAGAGAGAGGGGGGUGAAGAAUAUACACAAAAGAAACAAAGAUGUGGAGCAAAAGAGAUAAUAUGUAUGAAAAGGGACAUAUUAAAUCACGAGUUUAUAAAAAUAGAACCUCAUGGGUUAAGUAAGAACCUCAUAACUUUAAAUGAAAGCUUUCUUUAACAAGUAGUUUCAUUUAAAUAAAGUUGGUUUCAGUUUUUUUUUCUUUAUUCCAGCAGAAGAAAAUUACAGAUUUGUAAUACAAGACACUACUAAAAGUGUUACUUAGAAUUGAACUUGAUCAUGGGCCCUUAAUAUAUAGAAGAAGAAAUAACAAUGAAAAUUCAGAAUUAAAAAAGAAAAUAAUAUAUUACUACCAUCACCUAGCUUGGUGGGGCUUAGGUUUCAAUAAUCACAUUUGUACUGAGUGAACAUUAACAUUUUUUUAAAGUAGUAUCAUACACAAUUUUUUGUGAUUUUCCUUAAUUUUUUUUUUUAGCUACAUAUUUUUACCUAAAUGUGCUGACUGGAGAUAAGCUUGUGUAUUCAAAUUAAGGUCUAAAAUACAAAUAAUUUAACAAUGCUCUUUUUUCAGGUACAACCAAGAUGGAAAAUCAAAACCCAGGCAAGAUAGUCAACAAGGAAGAUUUGAUGGGAACAAAAAGUCAGGGGUGAGGCUUGUCUGAAAUACUUUAUUCUAGUGAUUGCUCACACAACACAAUUAUCAGCUAAGAUUAGUUGUUGGGGCCGUUUGAAUAGUUAAAAAGAUUUAGUAAUUGUUGGCCCUUCAUUAGGUUACACUUUGUUUUCAUAAAACGAAUAAGCAAAAUAAUUUUAUUUUUUAACUAUAUCUUUUAACUAUAUAAUUAUGCAAAAUUGAGAGGAAAUUGUUGACCAUGUGCUAUAAAUAGAUUGAGAAACAGUUUCUUAAUACAUUUUUAUUCUUCAGGAUCAAAGACAACCAUUUGGAAGUUAUGGAUCUCAAUCAUAUGGACGAUCGGGCUCUUAUGAGAAGUCCGGAGAUAACCUGAAGAGAGAACACUGGUAUGGAGAUCAAGAUGACCCGCCAUCAAAACGAAAUAAAGUUGACCCAGGUAGUGCUCUUGACCUCCUUAAACAACAGUAUGAAGAAGAUGAUAGGCAGCCCACCUCUACCCAGCAAGCGGUUCUCAGUGCUAGGCAGGGCUGGGAUCCCAGCAAAGUCAAGGAGGAGACAUCACCAAGUGUGCAACCUGCCCAGUGGCCAGGCACAGGUCUACCUCCUGGCUAUCCUGCUGGAUUAUUGGCUUCUCAUGCUGCAGCUUUUCAGCCAGGUUUGUUGGGGGCGCCACCUUUACCACCAGGUGUCCAGUUGGCAUUUCUUCCCCCCGGCAUGGCACCGGCCCAGGCCUCUGAAUUAGCCAGUCUCGGUCUUGCAGCCAAGCAAGAACACCCAGGACAUGCAGUAGCUCAUGCUCACGCUCAGUUUGCUCAAGCCCAGGCGCAUGCAGCAGCAGUACAAGGUCAUGUUUUAGUGGAUGCCUCCAAGCUCCAGGCAGGAAGUCCUUAUCACUUGGUAACACAGGCAACCGGUCAGAGUUUAUAUGGAGCAGCUCCGCCGGGUUAUGAGUCAUUGGGUCAAGAGGCCAGUCGACAUGCCUGGCAACAAGCUGCUGAACAGGUGCAGGCUGCUCAUCUUCAAGCAGCUGCUGCUGCUGCUGCUGCACAGCACCAACACGCCCAACAACAAGCAGCAGCUGCAUCUUGGCAAGAGGAAAUUCUUCAGAAAGCCCAGUCUAAACAAUGGCAACAACAGCAGCAACCAGAGAAAUCUUCAAAUUCAUGGCCAUCCGAUUGGCCUGUUCAACGGGAAGAGAGAGAUGGUGACAAAAGGGGUAGUGGAAGUAGGGAUUUGUCCUUCAAUAGGCCAGACUCACGAGAUCGUGACAGGGAAAGAGAUAGAGACAGAGACCGUAAUAGAGAUAGAGAAUCAUCAGGGUAUGGAUACAGUAGGAAUAAGAGUGACAGAGGUGGUUAUGGAGGAAGUGAUCGCCGGGAUGGAGCAAGUCAUAAUAGAGAUUCUGGCUCUCAUCAUGAAGGAUCGUCAUGGAACAGCCAAAAUUUUGGUUCCAGUGCAUCAGACAGACAAGAUUAUGGAUCAGACUCAGGCCAGAAAUCAGACAGACAACGAAGACGCAAAUCUAAAUGGGAUCAGCCAGGGGAAGAUGAUGGCCUUCCUUCAGAUCAGAUGAAGCAAGAGCCAGGAUCUGAUAGAUCUGCUCAAAGUUUAUACAGUCAGCCACCUCCAGGAUUUCCUAGCCCAUCACCUUUUUCAACAGCUUCAGGCCAAUCCAGUCGCUCCGCUACGUCAGAGUCACAAGGCGGCAAGUCAUCUUCUUUUGAUGUGAACUUUUCACGUCCACCACCCCCUUUGUUAGGCAACUUGAAACCAGACUUUGGUCUAUCCAGUAACACUGGAGGUUCUGACAAAAUAUCGGGCCAGAACAGCGGGGAUGGUUUACUUGGCCAAGGGCCAGGUCCUAGACCACUUAUACCAGGGCUUCAAGGACAAAGCUCUGGACAGUUUAGACAAAGGGGAUCGUUUUCUGGACAGCCAUCAUUCAGAAACCACUCUCCAGGAGGAAAUGAAUCAUCCCGUUCAAAAAGCAGUGAUAAUUCUAGCAAGAGCCCCAGGAAAACGGAACAGAGUCUCACAAAAAAUGAUGAAGAGCCCAACAAGCGACCAUCACCUAAACCUUUAAUUAAGCCAGAGGACAAGACUCCAGAAGCCACUGUUGAAAAGGGCACUGGAAGUGGCUCAAACAACCAGUCUCGUGGUGGACCAGGAAAGCCUGGACUGUUUCCUACACCUGGUACACCCGAGUCAGAAGGCCCUUUGAAAGGACCAGCAUUUAGACCAAGAGGUCCACCAGGAUUGAUGGGUAGAUUUCCUGGACCUCCUAAUGGUCCACCACCUUUGGGUGGCCCAGGAAUGCUUGGUCCUGGCCCACCACCUCCAGGUAUGGGACCAAGACCUCCAAGAGGUGGGCCAAUGGGUCCUAGAGGACCACCACAUGGAGGUCCUAUGGGUGGGCCACCAAGAGGGCCAAUGGGUGGGCCACCAAGGGGGCCGAUGGGUGGACCAGGGGGCCCACCAAGAGGACCUAGAGGUCCAGGACCGUGGAAUCAAAACCGUCCAAGAUUUGGUCCACGUGGGCCUCAAGGACCUCCUCGACCCUUGUUUGAUGGCCCACCUGGUAGGUGGCCCAGACCUCCACGUUAAUUAAUAUAUAACCAUAGAUACUCUAAUAUUCGAUUCACUUAAACAAAAUAUUUAGUGUCAAUGGCUUCAAACUGCUUGCUUGGUGUUGUCAUGUUGAAUUAAUGAUUUUGAUUAAACUGUAGUGUAACUUGAGGUUUGGACUUAUCAGGUACCUGUAUUUUAUAAAUUGUCAACAGUCAAUAUUGAUUAUCAACACUAAAGUUAUAUUUGACUUAAUUUUUUCAACAAUUUUAAAAUUAUUUUCUUAAAAUUGUAUAGGUAUUGAAUACUCUGCAGGACUGAUUCAAGAAGCAAAAGAUCAAAUUACUAUACUUGUUAAAAAAUAUCUAUGUAGCAUGUGGGGUUUACAAAUGAAUAACAAGUUGAAUUUUAGUCAAAUUUUUCUUUUGGUGGACGUUGUAAAAGCCUUUUAAAAAAAUCUUUUUUUUUUUAACAUGUUAUGAUUGUUUUUCUACUCAUGUCCCAAAAUAUUUAAUCACUUAAAUUAUGCCAUGCUAAAUACACAUUCUGUCUUGGUGAUAUUGGCGCCAAAAAUCCAUCCACUUAGCCAGUCUGUAAAUAGUACCUUUGUAUGAUGCCCUUACAAUGUUGUUUUAUGAUAGUAUCAUUUUCAUCUCAAAUCAUUUUAUUUAUUUUGAUAGUCAUUUCAAUUUAUUGUUUUGGUUUUCAACUCCAUUUUUGUGUAAACUGAAGCACAUUUGUGAUUGUUUAAAAAUAUCUCUAUUUGAUAAUUGUCUUGGUUCAAGCACUUUAGUUGAUAGAUACCUUAAGAACAAAUGUUCCUGUGCAUCAAAGUACAAGAGGAAUAUAUAACAACAAACUUAAUUGAAUUUGUCAACUUUUGCGAACCAUAUUUUGUCAUCUGCCGUUUAAUGUUUGAAGCAGUUACUCAUUGUAAUUUUUUUUUUUCCUUGUUAAACUUAUUACGGGUUGUUAUUUAUUACUCGUAUAUGUUGACAUGUGCUUUGCAUGCACACACGUUUCAGUUAUAUAGUGCCAUCAGCUGAGGCAUUGACAUGAUCUUGUAUGUAUGUUAUUAGGUUUCUGUAAUCGUAAAGGGACCAUGUUUAGUCUAUGUUAGCACUAGCCACAGUCAUGAAGAUUUGUUAAUCUGAAAUUGGCUGGUAAAGCCAUUCAUAGGUUUAUUACUCUCCUUUUUAUGGAGGUGACAUAUUAAAACAUUUUUUUUUUUGAAAGGAAUGGUAACCAUAACUUAUGUAAAGAAGUUAUGCAAUAAAACAAUUGUCUACUUGCUUAAUUUUAAAUACACUGCUCUUUCCUCAUAACAAUGAAACUAAUAAUAAUAAACUCUUUUAGUUUUAUUAUUUUAUUAUAUAAAAAAAAAACACAAAGGCUGAGUGGGAUUUGUUUUGGUGAGACCUUUGACCUUUUUUUUCCUAUUUCUUUUAUUCCUAAUGGAGGAAUAAAUGGCUUGUGGAUGAUUGUGUUUUUUUUCUUCAUGAUUUUUUAAAUGCAGUUGUGAAUGAGUUUUAACUGGUAG